Macrobrachium nipponense is the source of this 3324-nucleotide messenger RNA. RefSeq names its product putative cyclin-dependent serine/threonine-protein kinase DDB_G0272797/DDB_G0274007. NCBI's taxonomy places the organism in Eukaryota, Metazoa, Arthropoda, Malacostraca, Decapoda, Palaemonidae. The coding region runs from base 2524 to 3324 and encodes 266 amino acids. The transcript has 4 exons. Gene Ontology annotation, molecular function: protein serine/threonine kinase activity; ATP binding. The record is from RefSeq and is a predicted model, not a curated record.
AACAUACUACAUAAUGAGAUGCAUUAACAUUUAUCACACUCCCAGGAAGGCUGUCCCACAGCUUUACUUUGUAUAUUAUAAGAGACCUCUGACACUAGACGGUGUGACACUACAAGAGAAAGUAAAUGCUGUCUUCUGCAAAAUGACUGGCACCCACUUUUCUACUCUGUUAAAGUAUAGUAUAUAAAAGAUGGACCCAUUGGGUAUCUUAAAACAAUGCUCAAAAUCAUAAUUACCCUUGUCAAGAAAAGGGAAACGACCACUUUGCUCCAUUUUGUUUAGGUAAUCGUGAUCUGCAAAGGUCCUGGGAGGAUCUAGGUGUUUAAACAGGAGACAAGUAUUCUAGCAAUGAACAACAAUAAAAGAUCUAAAGCAUGUGGCACUAUUGCUAUCAUCACAAGUGUGGGGUCUACAUUAAAGGACAUUUCAUUUGCAUAUUGCGUAUCCAAAAUUUGAUAUUCAAUUUAUGAGUGGUUAUUCUUUCUCUUCUAAGAUAAGGUUUGUGUAUUAAGACUAUUGCAGAUACUUUAAAAAGGUUUAUUAGGUAUAAAACUAAUGGCCAUGGGCUUAGCCAUGUUUGUUGCAAACGUUGUAACAGAAUUUUCUUUUAAAAGCACCUCUGUUGAUGAACUAUUGGUGUAUCACAUGAAGGUUGACAUAGGAUGAAAAUUGAAAAAAUCCCUUGCAGAUCUUGAAGUUGCCCUUAUAUCCUCAUCAUGAAACAUAUGUAACAAUUGUAGAAAAGUGUAAAGAAUAAUUCUUGUUGUAUAAUCCUCAUUUCAGACUACAAGAGUUAUUGAUAUGUAGACUUUGGAAUGGACAGUAUACUGCCAGAACAAGACAUAAUUUUAAAUAAAGCAAUUUCAAAACUAUAAUGAUAAACUUUAAAGCUGCAAAGCCAUAUGUGUAUUAAAUUUUUAUGCAUAAAAAAUAAACAGACAAUACACAGAUCAAUUAUGUUUCCAGAUCCCAAAGUUGAAGGGUAUGAUUUUGAUCAGUUAGAAGUUUGCAAGUACAGUAAUGUAUAAUUUUUUUGUAAUUUCAAAGGAUUUAGUGCUGUAUGUAGCUAACAAAAAGUUAAGGAUAGAAAAACCAUUUUAUAGACUUCAGUGUUCCUCAGUCUCCUUAAAAAUACCUGUAGCAACUUGAUAAGAUAAUUUUUGAGAUAAAACCAGAGUAGCAGUCACUAUAAUGAGUUUAUUCCCUGGAGCUAAAUUUGGUCAGAAGACCAGACUACAAGAAUGGUCAAAGUUUGACAUCCAAAGAUGAAAAUGUCAUUGAUAUAACUAAAUUGCAACACAAUUUACUUAGAGAUACCCUUUUGAAAGGCCAUGGAAAGAUUUAUAAAAUCAGUAAUGAUUUCUCAAGAACCUUACACUUGAAGUGAACCAGGAUUUCACCUUUGAAAAUGGCAGAGUUUUAUAGUUUUAGAAUUUGAUAUAAUCACAGGUCCAUGCCAUUGCUGUCUAAAACAAUGGGCCAACUAAAUUCACUGAAUCAUCAUUAUUUAGUUAGGUCAUUUCCCAGAUAACUGUGGUGUUUUAUUUGCUUAUACCAUUCAUUAUUUCCAAUGGUAAGUUUUACCCAGCCCUGUCUGUUUAAACAUUCUUAUCUACAUGAUGGCACUUUUUUCCAAGAGUAUUCAGGAACAGACAUUUUACUUUUAAACUCAUAUUUUUAUAUUGUUGAAUUGCAUGUAAACGCAAUAAAUAAAAGUGUAUGAAAGUCUUCCUGGGAAUGUGUUGCUUUUGUGAUGAAUCUUAGAGAUUCCAUGUACGUAAUAUGAAACACUUAUGUGGGAAUAUGAAACACUUAUGUGGGAAUAUGAAACACUUAUGUGGGAAUAUGAAACACUUAUGUGGGAAUAUGAAACACUUAUGUGGGAAUAUGAAACACUUAUGUGGGAAUAUGAAACACUUAUGUGGGAAGGAACACAUCUUACUGUUUUUGUGUUUUGUAGAGAUUCAAGUAUAGGUUAUGAAUGUAAAUGUAGUCCAAUAGUAUUGUAUUAUGUUGUAUUUUAAAUAAAAUUUUGAUUUAGUGGGCUGUCAACUUGCAGGAGGUGUAUUUGGGAAGUUUGCAGUGGUCUUCAUUUAUGGUGUUCAUAAGUUUUUAAAAGUAACCAAAAUUCCAUCUUCAAAUUUUUAUGACUUUACAACAUGAAAAAGAAUUUGCUUGUUACUUUUGUCAGUCAGGGUUUCUUUAGAAAAUGAGCUUUUGGAAGUAACAAUGAAAUUGUCUUUGUAGCAAAGUCGUGGACGGCAACCAGGUACAUCUGGUCGGUUACAUAGAACACAGAGUGGCGACUGGGUCUGGUCCAGUGAUGAAGAAGGAGACAAGGAUGAAGAUGGAGAUCAGGCUUCAACUAGCAGUUUAGAAAGUGGGUCUGACAAGCCUACUACAGAGCCUCAGCCUGAUUCCAAUCAGUCAUCACAGCCUCGAGACAAACAGCAUCCCCCUUCAAAUGAAGUUCCCCAACCUCAACCUCAACCCACACAACAAACUCCAACCCAUCCAAGUCCAAUGGUACCUACCCAGACACAGCAGCAUCAGCAGCAACAGCAGCAACAACAGCAGCAGCAGCAGCAGCAGCAGCAGCAGCAGCAACAGCAGCAGCAGCAGCAGCAGCAGCAACAGCAGCAGCCAGCAACAGCUCCUUUAAUACAACCAGUUCCUCCCCACCAACAAAUGCAGCACUCAGUAUCAGCCGCAAAUGGUAGCGCAGUAUCCCCAGGAUCCAUAGCACAACAAGGCUAUCCUCCACAGUAUCAGCCACAAGUCAUGACACCCCAGGUACCAGUUACAACAACAGCCUAUGGCCUCCCCAUCCAUCACAGGGUCAGCCAGUACCUCCUCAACAAUUCCAAAUAUGUUGUCCAUGACAGGCAUCGUACACCUUUAAUGGCAGCACACCAGUUGCACAAGGAGUCCCUACAAGCUUACCUAUUAGGUACUGCAAUGCCCCAAGGUGUACAGCAGGUCUUACCACAGGGUAUGCCUCAAAUUGUUCCCAUAGCAAGUGUACCUCAGGUAAUUGGUGUACCUGAAGGAACCGGGGGAUAUAUUGCCCCUCCCGUCCAGCAACAGGUUUCUGUUGAGGGUGAUCCUAUUAACUUGGUGCUAAGAGUAAGGAACCAGAAGAGAGAACUCAAUGAUAUAAGAUUUGAGUUCACGGUAGGGAGAGAUACCUCAGAAGGUGUAGCAUCUGAGCUAGUUGCAGCUGGUUUAGUUGAUGGCAGAGAUUUGAUUGUUAUUGCCGCCAAUUUAGAUAAAAUAACUCAGCACCCAGAAUUGGGUCAAAAUCUAACAUUUAGACUGGAGUAA